Dendronephthya gigantea is the source of this 675-nucleotide messenger RNA. RefSeq lists its product as uncharacterized. Bases 1 to 675 code for a protein of 224 amino acids. NCBI's taxonomy places the organism in Eukaryota, Metazoa, Cnidaria, Anthozoa, Malacalcyonacea, Nephtheidae. The record is from RefSeq and is a predicted model, not a curated record. Gene Ontology annotation, molecular function: nucleic acid binding. The transcript has a single exon.
AUGCAGACCCUCAACAAGACAGAACAGAUUGCCCAUUUACAAGGAAAGAACAAAUCAGAAAGAGAACUCGCGCUACAAAACAUGCUAAUCGCUUACAGGGACACCCCACACCCUGCCACAGGGGUUUCACCAUAUGAAGCCAUGACGGGCAGACCAAUACGCACCAGAUUAAACCACGCCGACGCGCAGGAAAGUGAUCGACAUGAAAAGGACAGGGCUAUCGACAAACGAGACAAAGAAUACAAAACACGCAUGUCACAACAGAAAAGAAACACCAAGAAACACAACUUUACCGUGAAAGAUUACGUACUGUUGAAGCAGAAGAAAUACAACAAAUGGUCCACGGCAUUCGAGCCAGCGUUCUACACCAUCACAAAAAUCCAAGGAUCCUCCAUCACCAUCAGACGAAUUAAAGAUGGACGAGAGCUAUGCCGCGAUGCGAGCCAACUCAAACUUGCAAAUCUUCUAGUGGAAGCAGACGAAGAAUACUCAAAGCAGAAAGACGAAGAGCAAGACGAAUCGAUCGGAGACAGAGAAACGGAUGAGGGGAUAUCAGACGAUGAGGCAGAACACGAUAGACCGGCGGAGAAUCCAGACAUGGAACCGGAGAUUGCCGAAAGGCCACGACGACAGAAGCAAGUACCAGCACGGCUAAGAGACUAUAUCCUCUCAUAG